Oryza sativa Japonica Group (Japanese rice) is the source of this 2044-nucleotide messenger RNA. The record is from RefSeq and is a predicted model, not a curated record. Lineage: Eukaryota; Viridiplantae; Streptophyta; Magnoliopsida; Poales; Poaceae.
UUUUAAACAGAGGAGAUAUUGUAAUCAAAUACUGCAAUAUAUGUCUGUGGUUGACGGCUUGACGCUGAUAAGGAGAUGAGGAACAAAAGGGUGCCACCUCUGACCUAAGAGACGGUGGAGUUUAAAGAGGAAAGGAACAGCAACGGGGCAAAGGAAAAGAGAAGAAAGAAGACCUGCAGCACCCAAAAACAAAAGCAGAGGUCCCCCAACACAAGGCAACAACCGCUCAAUCCUCCACCCAAAUUAAAAGGAGAAAAAUCUUUGCUUUGCAACAAGCAAACUCCUCUCGUCCUCUCAGCCAGAGGCAUCAUCUUGAUAUCUCUCCCCAUCCUCUCACGACUCCCGACACCAAGAAAGCAAGUAUACCAUGGAUUGAACAUAUACACGGCCGUCACACAUCUGUCUCCUUCCCUCGUCUCCUCACCAAUGAUUCGGUCCAGAAACUUGCAGAGAUCCUCUGCUAGUACUUGCACAGAGCCUCAGACCGAGCACUGAGGAAGCUUAACAUCUGCCUAUCUUCUUUCUAGUUCUUCCCUUUCUCUCUGUUGUUGCAGUCUUGCAGCUGCCCGAUUUCGUGUUCUACGAGGCAAUGGCAUCCUCUGCUCCUGCUUGGGUCCCCUACGAGCCAACGAGAGAUUGCUCUCAAGGGCUGUGCAGCAUGUACUGCCCCCAGUGGUGCUACUUCAUCUUCCCUCCGCCGCCGCCCUUCGACGUCGCCGGCACCAGCGCCGACGACUCCUCCGGCCCUGUCUUCUCCCCUCUCGUCAUUGCAAUCAUCGGCGUUCUGGCCAGCGCCUUCCUCCUCGUCAGCUAUUACACCUUCAUCUCCAAGUACUGUGGCACCGUUAGCUCCCUCAGGGGGAGGGUCUUCGGCUCGAGCUCCGGUGGCGCUGCUUAUGGCGGCGGUGCCGGUAGCGGCGGCCGCCACGGCCACGGGCAGUCGAGGAGCCACGAGUCAUGGAACGUCUCGCCGCCGAGCGGGCUGGACGAGACCCUGAUCAACAAGAUCACGGUGUGCAAGUACCGGCGCGGUGAUGGGUUCGUCCACACCACCGACUGCUCGGUCUGCCUCGGCGAGUUCAGUGACGGGGAGAGCCUCCGGCUGCUACCCAGGUGCAGCCAUGCCUUCCACCAGCAAUGCAUCGACACUUGGCUCAAGUCACACUCCAAUUGCCCCCUCUGCCGCGCCAACAUCACCUUCGUCACCGUCGGGUUGGCGUCGCCGGAGCCGGAGGGCUGUGCUCCAGGCGAGACUGGAGGUGACAAUACACACGAGGUGGUUGUGGUGAUGGAUGGCUUGGAAAAUCUUUGUGAAGAGCAGCAGGAGGCAGUGAGCAGGGCCAGCACUGCCGAUGAUGAUCACGAUGCGAAGGACGUCGCAGAGGGGAUGGAGGAGGCCAAUGGCGCAGCCGAGAUCAGAGAAGAAGGCUCGCCGCCAAAGAGGGGCGCGUCGUCGUUUGAUCUUCACCGUGACAACCGCAUGUGCAUCGCCGACGUUCUGCAGGAAUCCAUGGAAGACGAGCUGACGGCAGCCAGGGAGAGUGGCCUCCUCGCAGGCGGCGCUGGCACGUCAAGACGGUGCCAUGGCGAGAACAGCAAGGGAAGGGGAGGCCGCAGCCGACGUGCAUUGCAGCUGCAGGACGCCAUGGAGGCUCUGCCGGGGAAGAGAUUGCCCUCCGGUGGGAGAUCCUGCUUCAGCAGCAAGAGCGGCAGGGGAAAAGAUUCAGAUCAUCCAAUGUGAGGCGGUCAGUUCUCAUUUUCUUACUCUAGGAUACUGGACAAGCAACCUUUGUUUGCAUGAUGAGAUGCGAAUGGGAAAAAAUUGCAAGGACAAUCAUCAUAAUCUGGAGAUGUCGUCUUGUGAUAAUGUUGAUCUGCUGCCUCACUCCAUGUGAUGCCACUGCCAAAUCGAUCCUCUGCAGUGCUUGGUUGGUAAUGUCUCUUUUGUUCAUAGUUGAGAAGGACCUGAGAGCUGAUCUCUCUCUCUCUCUCUUUUGCUCUGCCAUUUUAUACAUUACAUUGACUUCCCACCGUUCAAUUUUUC